CAAAUCAGACAAGAUGGGUCGCGAAUUGCAAAAGAAGAAAAACCGCUCGUCGACGUCCAAAGUGACUCAAAAGGCAAAGUCGAAGAGAAAGUUGUUGCAGAACCCCAUCAUUGCAGCCAACUGACGCUCAGCCAAAACUACCGCCGCCUCGGACUGGUUUCCAAGUUGAACCACCCCACUGGUGGUGUUGAAAAGACGUCCAAGACAUUAGUCGAAGCCGCCAAUGGCCUUGCACCCGAGCCCACGCCCGACAACCUCAACAUCAGCACAAAGUUGCCUACCACCAUCAACAUCUCAGAAGUAAAGAUCAGAAGAGACCCCGAGACUGGUGCCAUUCUGGAAGUCUUGGACCAGAGAAAAGCAAACCCGCUGAACGACCCUUUAAACGACAUUGAGGACAGCGACGAUGAGGGCUGGCAAGGAUUUGUGAACGAGCACGGUGUUCUGGAUGGAGCAAGACAGGGAGGUGAUGCAAGAACCGAUGUGGUUCGCCAACUCGAGGAACAAGCCGCACGUCCAAUCAAGAAGGCUCCCAGAAAGCAGAGCGAUCGCGAAGAAGAAUGGAUCGAGCGACUGGUCCAGAAGCACGGCGACGACUACCUCGCCAUGGCUCGCGACAUGAAGCUCAACCCUUUCCAGCAGAGUGUUGGUGACCUCAAGAAGAGAGUCAAGAAGUGGAAUGCCAAGCAACAGUCA
Molecule: messenger RNA, 696 nt
Organism: Aureobasidium vineae
Lineage: Eukaryota; Fungi; Ascomycota; Dothideomycetes; Dothideales; Saccotheciaceae
Source: the annotation of a GenBank genome assembly